Molecule: messenger RNA, 786 nt
Organism: Salvelinus sp. IW2-2015
Lineage: Eukaryota; Metazoa; Chordata; Actinopteri; Salmoniformes; Salmonidae
Source: RefSeq, a predicted model, not a curated record
CUAACCGAGGCAGUGGAACUCAACGCUAAAGGAGGCAGAGAUGAUCGCAACUAUCUAUGGGUGUCGCUGAAAAUGCGGUCCGAAAACCCAUUUAUGUCCCUGGUCCUGCCCAGUAUACUGAUCAUUGUGGCAGAUGUGGUGAGCUUCGCCCUGCCGCUGGGAGGGGGCGAGCGUAUCUCCUUCAAGGUUACACUGGUUCUCAGCUUCAUCAUGUUCCUCAUCAUCCUCAACGACCUACUGCCUGGAGGAGGCCAGUGCAGCCCCAUCAUCCGAAAGCACUUCUGUUUCUGUUUGGUCAUCCUGGUGUUGAGCACGUUGCAGUCUAUGGUGCUCACACGUCUGGCUAAAUGUGGCACUCUCCGGCCCUGCAGCCUCUCCAAGUCCAAAGAUUCGCUGCUUAAAGACACAGAGGAAUCCAAGUCUGAUAUUAAAGCCUCAGAGGAAGAGAAUACAGCCCUCCAGAAGGUGGUGAAAUUUCUCAACAAAAUGGCUGCACAAGACCAGAAAAAAGCUAUACACCUUUGCUUUGCCAACAAAGUGGACUUGAUCUGUUUCUGUAUCUAUCUCACCGUCCUCAUUGUUUACGCAGUCGUCAUUUUAUAUUUCUCCUUUGGUUCUCAAUGUCAGAUCAACCAAUUAGAUUUCUGGUCAUAAAUUCUUUAUUCGCUUUUAACAACCAUAUUUCAAUAAAUAUUGGUGUAUUUGGGUCUUCAGAAAUUUUGCGAGCACUAACAAAAAGCUAGUUGUUUUGAGUUUCUGGGUAAAAUAAAUAGAUGUGUUUAUUCU